Hypomesus transpacificus is the source of this 3032-nucleotide messenger RNA. It is a transcript of the gene sh3gl3a, whose product is annotated as SH3-domain GRB2-like 3a. The record is from RefSeq and is a predicted model, not a curated record. Bases 644 to 1693 code for a protein of 349 amino acids. The transcript has 11 exons. Lineage: Eukaryota; Metazoa; Chordata; Actinopteri; Osmeriformes; Osmeridae. Gene Ontology annotation, cellular component: cytoplasm; glutamatergic synapse; presynapse. Gene Ontology annotation, biological process: endocytosis; synaptic vesicle uncoating. Gene Ontology annotation, molecular function: protein binding.
UGGGUAGUGUCAACCUCCACUGCUUCUCUGGAAUGAAUGACACAUUGCCUAAGAGUGCAGCAGAGCCUCAUGUUAGAACAGCUCCUUCCUAUAAGACAGCCAGCAAAGUUCUUCAGAUCUACUUCAAAGUUCUACUAUGCCCAGAAUUCUAUUCUUCUUAUGGCUGUCAGAGAAUGCUCUUUGCUUUGUUAUUAAUCUCUGCCUUUUGACUCAGUUCUUCUAGACAAAUGUGAUGUCACUGUCUGAAACGACGGCAUAGUUUCAUUUCCAGAUUCACCACAAUGUCUAACGUCUGUCACUCCUCCUGUGUGCUGAUUGGCUAGUUUGACUUGACCGACCACUUCAGCAAUGUCACUUCCUUCCUGAAUGAGUCUCUGAAGGCUAAACUAGCAGCGCAGCAGCCUGGUGAGCAGCAGAGGUGGAUAAUGUCAGUCGUCCUGCUUCGCGGAGGUCAUCAAUGUACCUGCAGUAAUGAAAAACAGGACACAAAUUUGGAACUACAGUCAAAUAGUAGCCUUUGCCUCAGAUAGGACAGUGGAGAGACAGGACACAAAUGUAAAAGAGUGUGCCCUAGCCAGCUGCAACACAUCUGUUGAGUGAGAAGAUAAGUGGAGCUGAAGGAACAAAGCUGGAUGAGGAGUUUAUGGAGAUGGAGAGGAAAAUCGAGGUCACCAACAAAUCAGUAUUCGACCUCCUAUCAAAAACAACAGAAUACCUCCAACCCAACCCAGCCUACAGAGCCAAGCUGGGCAUGCUGAACACGGUGUCUAAGAUCCGAGGGCAGGUGAAGACCACGGGCUACCCUCAGACAGAAGGGCUGCUGGGGGACUGCAUGUACCGCUACGGCCGCGAGCUGGGAGACGACUCUGCCUUUGGGUGCGCGCUGACAGACAUGGGGGAAGCCAUGAGGCAGCUGGCCGACGUCAAAGACUCUCUGGACAUCGGCGUCAAACAAAACUUUAUCGACCCUCUUCAGACACUACAAGACAAAGACCUGAAGGAGAUCACGCACCACCUCAAGAAGCUGGAGGGCCGGAGGUUAGACUUCGACUACAAGAAGAAGCGUCAGGGCAAGAUCCCAGACGAAGAGAUCAAGCAGGCGCUGGAGAAGUUCGACGAGAGCAGGGACCUGGCGGAGAGGAGCAUGUUCAACUUCCUGGAGAGUGACGUGGAGCAGGUGAGCCAGCUGUCAGCGCUGGUGGAGUCUGCGCUGGAAUACCACCGUCAGUCUGCAGAGAUCCUGGAGGAGCUCAGGUCGGCACUGCAGAGCAGGAUAGCCACGACCAGGAAUCGACCCAAGAGAGAGUUCAAACCCAAGUCCAUCAUGAGCACCCUUGAGGCCUUUGAGAAGACCCAGACGAACGGACUGUCAUACCACUCAUCCUUCAAAUCAUCAGACGUCCAGAUCAACCACACAGUAAAUGGAAAAACUGAUGCCUUCAGUUCUGUAUCUCUGUCCUGGCCAGAGACUCCUACCACCAAUGGCCACGAGUCAGAGGUGCUGGACCAACCCUGCUGUCGGUGUCUGUACAACUUCGAGCCCGAGAACGAGGGCGAGCUUGGCUUCAAGGAGGGCGACACCAUCAUCCUCACCAACCAGAUCGAUGAGAACUGGUAUGAGGGCAUGAUCAACGGGGAUUCUGGCUUCUUCCCCAUCAACUAUGUGGAGGUUAUCGUCCCCCUGCCCCAGUGAGGCCAGACCAGCCUCCAGCGCCCAGCCUCCAGCGCCCAGCCUCCAGCGCCCAGCCUCCAGCGCCCAUCGCCUAGCCUCCAGCGCCCAGCCUCCAACGCCCAGCCUCCAGGUGUCUUCAGACCCCAGUCUUAACCUGACACGGAACUCUAUAUUUCAGCCUUCAGAACAGGCCAAAAGACCCUGUCCCAGCCUUCAUCCCUGAUCCUCAUCCUCCAGACCAAUGCCCUUCAGCCCCAAACAUUCAGCCCAGGGACCCUGACUAGAGGCAUUGACUCAUCAAGUCUGAUAGUUAGACCUCACACACAGCAUUCCACAUACUAUACAUGCUCCUGCGCUGGACUUUACCAGAGACAUCCAACAAAAUCAUUGUUAUCAUAUAUAUAUAUUUUUGAAUCUUCUAUUUGAAAAUCAGUAUUCUUGGUUUGAGAAAGGUCCAAACCAAGCUCCCCAAAGAAUGUUCUUUUUCCAAACUUCAACUUAUGAUACUUCGAAGAAACAAAACACGAUAACGAUGCUUGCAGUCUUAACCUAGGAAAGGUCAUCACUUUCAGUUUUAAGAAAUGAUGUUUUACCGCCUUGAGGGAGACAUUUCUGUGGAGGCCUUUCGUCAUACAGCCUGUGGUGUGCAGUAGCCAGUCCUGUAAGUGUCCCCUGGGUUAGGGCAGCCUGAGUCGUAGCUGGGUUCAGGCUGAUCUGUGUUGUACUAUGUCUUUAUAUAUCUGUCUGGUGUGGCCUAACGCUACCUGCCUGCCUGCCUGCCUGCCUGCUGUGCUUUCGACUGUUUCGUCAAACACGUUUAUAAACCCGAGGAACAGAGAAGCUCUCUGAACAUCCCUCUCUUUCUCUCUCUCUAUGUUUACAUGGUCCAACUUAUAGUGACUUUACCACUCGGUAAGGAUCGUACCACCUGAUCUCGUCAGAUGGGGGGGAAUGCCUUACUCGACAGUGUAAAAAGUGCUUUCUCUAUGUCGUCUGUAUUGCACUGAAGCUUCAGAAGAUCUAUCGCACACCUAUGGACAUGCACACCUUACUUGUUCUUGUUUGCUCCUCAUGCGUUGCACUUUCUAUUAGAUGGAAUACUUGUACCAUAUCAGUCAAGUUUGUAAAGUUAUAUCUGGGAUAUUUGUAGUAUACCAUAUAGCCUACCAUAUAGCCUAUCUGGUAUAUACUGUAUAUGUUGACUGAUCUGGACUAGGAUAUAUACAUUGUACUGUAUGACUGUAUCUGCUAUGUGAUGCUAGUCCACCGUUGUAGAUAAUGGACAGCAGAGGUUUGUAGUUUGAUGUUUAAACCUGGGAGUCUGGAGACACAAGCCCCAGAGAUCCCAUGUGGUGUCCAA